UUCCCUUCUUUUUGCACUUCAAUCCUUUCGAGAGACCAACAUGGUUUGAUCUCAGGCUAGGAGUAGGGUUCAAAGACAAGAAGAGAAUAAAGCUUCUUUUAUCUCUCUAUAUAUAUAUUCUUCGUUGUCCUUAUAUAUAAUACAAUAAUAAUCAUAAUAAUAAUUGCGAGAGUUGGUGGAGGAGGAGGAGGCCGGCAUGCAGCAGGACGUGAUCAAUACAACGUCAGAGCAGCUCUCCGUUCUCCUCCUUUUAAAAUGGCCUGUUUGGAAGCAGGAGGAGGGCAUCUCCAGCCCCAUCGCCGCCCAAAUCCUCGACUUCUGCGACGGCGACGUCGGUGGGGAUCUCUUCCCACCGCCCGACAUCGCCCUCCUCCGGUUCACCGACGACGUGAACGCCGAGGCGUCCGCCACCACGCCUCUCCCUUGCUACACCGACGACGCCUCCUUCUCACCCUUCCCCUCCCCCAUCGACUCCGCCACCCUCUCUGCCCUCCUCGACGCCCCCAGUGCGCAGCUGCCCGACACCGAGGCUGACGUCCUCCCCGCCGACUCCUCGCCGCUGAGCCCUCCCCUGGCCAUGUUCCCCGCACCGCCGUCUUACGCAGGGGAACACCACCUGGACCCCUUCGACGACCAGAUAUCGAUGGGCGACGCGGCCACGAGCGGGUACCGACCGUACUCGCCUGACCCCGCGGCGGUCCGGGGCCCACCAAGCUGCCACCAGCAGCGUCCGACGGCAAGCGAGGAGGAAUACUACGCCGCUGCGGCGGUGACGGCGAUGCAGCAGACACCCGGGUUCGCGGGGAUGGAGCCGUGCGUCCUCCUCGAAGGGGGCGGUGUCGGGGCGUUGUACUACCCGGGUGGAAUGGCGGGCGAAGAGGGGCGGGACGGGUUCUUUUAUGCGGGCGGGAGGAUGGCGGCGGCGCCCGGCGCGGGCUUCGUGGGACCACCUGACGUGGCGGAUUACCAUAGGAUGGAUGGUGUUUUAGGAUUGUACGCUCAGGAUACCCAGCGAGCGUAUAGCUCCGCCGAUUUGCAGGUAAUUCGAGGAGGCAGCCAACGUCUGAUGGCCGGAGGCAGUGGCAAACCGAUGCUUCUGCCAGCAUCCGACAUCCCGGUCAUGGAUGAUACCACCUUCAAAGUAGGCCGCUUGUCCGUCGAGGAGAGGAAGGAGAAGAUCCACAGAUACAUGAAGAAGAGAAAUGAAAGAAACUUCAGCAAAAAGAUCAAGUAUGCUUGUAGGAAAACUCUAGCAGACAGCCGACCAAGAGUCCGUGGACGGUUUGCUAGGAAUGAUGAAUUUGGGGAGAUAACAAAACCCAGUUCCAGCAACCAUGAAUUCGAUGAUGACGAAGAAGUGGUUGUGAAGGAAGAAGAAGACAUACUUGACUCCUUGGACAUCCUUGCACAUAUUAGUGGUGUGAACUCCUUCAAAUACAACUUCACUCUUGAGUCAUGGAUACGACCAUGAGUCCUAGACAUGAUAAGUUUGACUCUUAUUGGCUGUUUUCUUUUAUAGCCUUCAACAGCUGAUGUAGCCAUUAUAUCCAUGCAAUAAAAUGAAUGGCAUGGAAACUGAUGUUACUGCCACAAAAUUUCUUCCCAUUUUAUAAUUGUUUCAACACCAAGAUACAUAGAUAGGCAUCAUGAUGAAAAAUCAUUGUGGAACUUAUGUCUGCAAACUUUCAGAAAUCAUUCAUUCCUAUUAAGUCAUGGUGAAACAAAACAAUAAAUCAGUUGAUAAGUCUCUCAUGAACUCAAAUCAAACCAUAUAUCCUGUUAACUUGUUAACAGGUUCCCUGAUGAUAUUAGGGAUGCUGACACCAGAUUGAACUUUUGUAACCACACUAUCAUUAAUAUCUUAUGCCAGGUAACAAGAAGCAUGAGCGUUUAGUACCCAUUUUAAUCUUACAGAAAUAACCUUUAGAGAUAAUAAAUGAUGUCUGAUUUUAUCCUUGCUUUCCAAAAAAAAAAGUUUCCCACGUACAUGAGUUAUAUCUGUUCAAGAAUAGAAGUUCUAGAACAAUAUUUUUCAACAUCAAAGUCCAGUUUGAUCGUGAUGCAGGCUGAGCAAGUUAUAGGAAGCUAUCGAAAGAAUAUCCAACCACAGCAUACUCAAAAUGAACUUUAGUGACUUAUGCCCCUUAAAAGAAACUGCAGUGACUGAUGAAGUAUUUUGGACCCUUAACAGCUAAGGUAGUAGAGCAGAUUAUCCAACAAGUCCUUUGCAGGCAAUCAAAUAGUCAAAAGUUUGAAAAAGGAAAAAACACAUUCUAACAUGUUAAAGAAGUUAUUGCCGAUGUUUGCUAAGAAUAAUUACGAUGUGCAACUUGUAACAAUAAAUUUUUGGUACAACAUGCACAAGUCAGUAGAUGGUGAGAAUACUCUGACUAAUCAAGUGCAUAUUUAUGAGGUUUUCAGGCCUCUAUAAUAGAUUCAGUUCUGACAUACUUUAUUUCAGGAAUGCCUCCGGUUCUUUAAAUACCUCCUCUUUUUCUUGUGUUCUGUUUAUUUUCCAGUAUAAAUUAUGUUUUGGUUUUAUGACAGUUUUGUGACUAUAAUCCUUCAACUUUCAAUAAAAACAUGCAUAAGCCUGCAAGGAGACAUUGACCUGUCAACACAACAAAAGCUUUUGCAUCUGAAGGUACCAGACAGAUAAGAACUUGGUCAACUGUAACAAGAAUGAACAGACCAAAUUCAGGGGAAUUUUAAAUGUCUGAAGGGGACACAAAGGAAGGUCUGUUCCAGUGCAACUGAAUUUCUCAUGAAGUAGGCAGGGAACUAUUUAGCCUGGCUAUAAAAGACAAUCAAACGAACUACCAAAAGCAGACUAAAAAGGAAUAGGAAAGACAUAAUUGGAAGAUACAAUUAAAGGACAUAGUUAACUAUAACCAAAGGACUUAUCUGAAAACAGUAUAAUCUGAUUAGCUAGAAAAGUCAAAUAGAUCAUAUCAAUUAUCUUGUUGAAAUCGACAUAAUUGGGUAGGAAAGGCAUUACUGCAAAAUCAAAGGUAAAAAACACUCCUGCUGCUGUCCAAGUGAGAUGAAGGCACAUUAGCCUUGUCUCUUAGAUGUGUCACUUGGCAAUUUACCCCAAAAGGACAUUCAACAGAUCAAGUCCUAGAAGAAGAAAAAGGCUGGUUGUAUCCAGGGUAUAGGUGUUCUGGGUAGUUUAUCCUGUUUCUCAAUUCAUACAAGUAUUAGGCGACACUACUUGUCAGGAAACCAUGAUGGUUCUCUUGUUUUACUUGCAGAUCUUGAUUUCAGAAAGUUAGUUUGAUCAAUGAUCACGAUUUUCGGUUUAAAUUUAAGCACAAAUUGCUAAGUUGGAAGUUCCACCACUUUCCUCAUCUAGAGAGCAUUUUACUCAAUUACUUGUGAUGACUAGCUAAUCCUUUGGUUGAAUAUUUUGAAGAAAGUCUUAAUUCAAAGUUGAAAUGUCUCCUUAUUGGACCUAACUGAAAUAAGAAAAUAGCUAUUUGUAAUCAAAUAUUAUACUCA
This is a messenger RNA of Musa acuminata subsp. malaccensis (wild Malaysian banana), 3501 nucleotides long. The record is from RefSeq and is a predicted model, not a curated record. NCBI's taxonomy places the organism in Eukaryota, Viridiplantae, Streptophyta, Magnoliopsida, Zingiberales, Musaceae.